This is a messenger RNA of Daldinia caldariorum, 2605 nucleotides long. Its product is annotated as amino acid permease. Gene Ontology annotation, molecular function: amino acid transmembrane transporter activity. NCBI's taxonomy places the organism in Eukaryota, Fungi, Ascomycota, Sordariomycetes, Xylariales, Hypoxylaceae. Gene Ontology annotation, biological process: amino acid transmembrane transport. The record is from RefSeq and is a predicted model, not a curated record. The coding region runs from base 273 to 2156 and encodes 627 amino acids. The transcript has 4 exons. Gene Ontology annotation, cellular component: membrane.
UAGGCGGCAUACAUAGUAUGUAGGUACCUAGAUACCUGCAUACAUACAUACCUUAUACGUAUGUACCUAGGUAGGUAAAUAUAGUAUAUUAGGUAUCUCUUUACAUAAAAAAAGUUCACGACAACGACCUGAGGACGCGAACGUGCAUAUCGCCGUCGACGAGAUACCCAAUUGAGCGCACCAACACUUUAUAUAUUAAACUCCAAUCAAUUCCAGCUAUCGACUCGUGUUCAUCCGCGGCGCAAUACCCCGCGCGCGAUGAACAUUCCACCAUGCCGCCGUCGAACCGGGACAUUGAGAUGAGCAUCUUCCCGAUCAAAGAGGACUCGCUGGCGCAGGGCAGCAGCUACACGAUGCGGGAGCCGCUGUACGGGGACGAAUCGUCGUCCUCGCGCACGCGGUUCCUGAACCGUAUCGUCGACGGGUUCCGCCGCGACCCUAGCCAGCGCAUCACGCCCGAAGACCCGCUCGAUGCGAUACACGCUGUGGAGGCGGCGCAGUUAAGGACUCCUAUGCUAGGAGGAGGAGGGGGAGGGAGAGGGUCGUCGUCUGGAUCAUCGGCCGGUUGGCAUCAUCCGUACGAUGUUAGAGCGGCGAAUCUGCAGACGGCGCAAUCGCAUCUUGCGAGGAAGUUGAAGGGCAGGCAUUUGCAAAUGAUUGCCAUUGGGGGAUCAAUUGGAACGGGGCUCUUCGUCGCUUCGGGCCGCGCACUUGAGGUAGGGGGCCCAGCGUCGCUGUUAAUUGCGUAUCUUUUCAUCGGAUGCAUGCUAUACUGCACCGUGCAGGCGCUCGGCGAGCUUGCCGUCUCGUUUCCGGUUGCGGGAUCCUUUUCUGCAUAUUCGACGCGCUUUCUGGACCCGUCGUGGGGAUUUGCAAUGGGUUGGAACUACGCCCUGCAAUGGCUUGUCGCGCUGCCCCUCGAAAUCAUCGCCGCUUCGAUAACCAUAACAUAUUGGAACCCUGACCUAAAUAAAGCUAUCUUCGUGACCAUAUUCCUACUCGCAGUUGUUGCCAUCAACCUGUUUGGUGUUAAGGGAUAUGGUGAGGCCGAAUUUGUUUUUGCCAUUAUCAAGGCUGUCGCUGUCAUCGGCUUCAUCUUGCUAGGAAUCGUUUUGAAUAUCGGUGGUGUUCCAGGAGGAGGGUAUAUAGGGGGUUUAUAUUGGCGCACGCCAGGCGCAUUUCACAAUGGCUUCAAAGGCCUUUGCAGCGUCUUCGUUACGGCGGCUUUUGCCUUCGCCGGAACAGAAUUGGUCGGGCUCGCCGCAGCUGAAACGGCUAACCCGCGCAAGUCAUUGCCAACGGCUAUCAAGCAGGUCUUUUGGCGGAUUACUCUGUUUUAUAUCGUGGCUCUGUUUCUCAUUGGCCUACUCGUACCUUAUGAUGAUCCGCGUCUUCUCAUUCCAGGAUCAGCGUCUGCUGCCGCAUCGCCUUUCGUCAUUGCCAUCGAGAAUGCGGGCAUCGAGGUCCUGCCCUCGGUAAUGAAUGUCGUUAUCCUGAUCGCUGUCCUAUCUGUUGGAAACUCUUCCGUCUUUGGUUCUUCGCGAACCCUUGCCGCGCUGGCGGACCAGGAUCAAGCACCCAAGAUUCUGUCGUACGUCGACCGUCGUGGACGGCCCUUGGUCUCUAUUAUUAUUUCGUCGUCGAUGGGCCUUCUAGCAUACCUUGCUGACCUCAACGAGCAAAGCAUCGUGCUGGACUGGCUCGUUGCCAUCUCUGGCCUCUCUUCCAUCUUCACCUGGGCCUCCAUCUGCCUCGCACACAUCCGCUUCCGCCGUGCUUGGGCACUCAAAGGCCACAGCCUGCGCGAACUAGCCUUCAAGUCGCAAUGCGGCGUGUUCGGAUCCUAUCUGGGCCUUGUCUUUAACAUCCUAGUCCUGAUAGCACAGUUUUGGGUCGGUACUCGACCCGUCGGUUGGGAGGAGUUGUCGCCCAGCGAGCUUGCGCAGAACUUUUUUCUGCAGUACAUGGCGUUCCCAGUCGUCGUGGUGUUUUACGUCGCCCAUAGGUACUGGGCGCGUACCUCCUUCAUUAAGUUGGCCGACAUGGAUAUCGAUACUGGGCGGAGAGAUUUCAAUCUCCCGAUUUUGCUAGCCCAGGAGGCGGAGGAGAGGAGGGGUUGGCCGAAGUGGAAGAGGGUGUAUAAGUUCUUGUGCUAGAGUAGUUAGAGAACAAGGAGGGGCUUUGUUACGAUUUAUGUUGCGUUACCUUUCGGUGCUGUGUUUUUCUUUUUCUUUUUUUUUCUUUUUCUUUUUGGGGUGGGGAGUAUUGGGUUGAUGGAUCUCUGGGAGGAAAGAAUGUGGCGUUUUUAUUACCGACGAUCUCGAGAGGUACGAAGGAAGCGGUUUGUUUGGGCUGUCGAAAGGGAGUUUUCGCGUCUCUUGUAUUAUUAUAUUUGGGGUAAGUGGCGAGGCGUUCUAUGUCGGUUCUUUUUCUCCUUUCGUUCUUUCAAUUUUCGCGUGUCGAGAUUUUUCGACAUAAAGGCCUCGUUUGGUUGGUAUUCCAUUGGCUAGAGAAUAUAAGCUACCUAGAUCUAUUGAUUGCAUAGAAAGUAACAUCAGCUAGAUAGAUGUAUAAGAGCAGUGAUUAGAAACUAUAUAGCGUCACU